AUGACCAGGCCAGCCGAUCUGACAUGGAAUUUGGAAAACGACAAGACAACGAUCAGCGAUCCAUCCCUUUUCUUCUUUGAAGAUGGCGAUUGUUCUGACCGAAGUGACCCGUCAAGUGACUGCUGCCGCAUUACGUGCGAGGAGUGUUAUGUCUUGAUCUCCGUGGCCUCGAAGAUUGGUGUCAAGGCGACGGUUGCCGUGUUUGUGGAGUUGGAGGCUGGGAUCGAGUUUCCGGAGUCAUAUUCUGGUUUAGCGACUAAAUACCUGGAUUCGACGUCUUUUUUCCACAUUGGCGACUGCAGCCAGCCACACUUCAUGGAGCUCAACGGGUUUGCAGGGUAUAAGGACGUGUAUCUGACACUACCAAUGUCGUUGGAUCUUGUACUCAUUUCGAAGAGUGCCGAGCCAGUUCUGUAUUCAGAAACCACUGCUCGUCGUCAGAGCCUGUUCAGUGGUUGCAUCGCCGCAGUCUACGACGCGCAAGUCGUGCUUUCUACGGCAAUCGAUACAAUCUCCGCGCUCUCGGAAGACAAGCAAGAGCAGCUCAAGAAAAUUAUCAUGUGGGCACUGGGGCUGUCAGAGAUCGAUCCAAACUUCCUGACCAUCAACUCCAACUCGGACACCACUGGUGAAAUUUCGAUUCAGAUCGCUGUGCCCCCCGCUGUUGCAGAAAAAUAUCCGACAUCGUACGAUCUUGAGUCGACUUUUUACGAGCGCGCGCGGACCGCGAGCUUCUCUAGUGCGGUCAGCGCGUUUGUUGUCAGUGUCUGGAUGGCUACUGGGGACCAACAUGCAGCAAAUACUGCGAUCUUCCAACCAAUUGCGAGAGCGUCCGAUGCGAUCAAGACAGUGGUGACGCCGUUGAGUGCACGUCGUGUGACGAUUCGUACUGGGGACUACGUCACCUGCGAGAAGGCGUACGGCUCCGUGUUGACUUGCACUCACUGCGAGGACGGCUACUGGGGGUCAACCUGUGAGAGUUCGUGCACCACUCCAGCAAACUGCGCCAGUGCGCGGUGCAACCUGAACAGUGGGGAUGAAAUCGAGUGCACGGAGUGCAUCAGUGGCUUCUGGGGAUCGACGUGCACUAGUUCCUGCGAAGUGCCGCAGCACUGCGUCAGCGCGGAAUGCAGCCAAGACAACGCCGUCGACUUCGGCGCCAACUGCGACGCCUGCAACAGGCACCGCGAGCACUGGAACCGGGACAAGUACCGGGUCCUCGACGAGGCGUCCGUGGUGGUGGAUUCCGCUCGCUCUCGCUAUCUUCGGGCUAUUCAAGAUGCUUUGACCUUCUCACGGACUUUCAUUUUUUACACUUAG
Messenger RNA from Phytophthora sojae, 1320 nucleotides. RefSeq lists its product as hypothetical. The record is from RefSeq and is a predicted model, not a curated record. Bases 1 to 1320 code for a protein of 439 amino acids. The transcript has 4 exons. NCBI's taxonomy places the organism in Eukaryota, Oomycota, Peronosporomycetes, Peronosporales, Peronosporaceae.